GAGAGGGGGAGGGAGAGAGGGAGGCAGGGCACGGCAGGCGCCGGGCUGCCUCCGGCUUGGCUGCGGGGGGAGUUCGGCAUGGCCGGGGGCGGCCGGAGCGGCAGCAGACACGCCGGUACCGGGCGGCACCCGCCGCGCCCGGGGACAAGGGGACUGCAAGGUGGCGGCGUGCAGCCCCCAGCGCCGCGGGGCCCCGAGCCGCGGGGGCUCUGCAGACACCGAGGCUCUGGGGAACCCCUGGGGCUGGCGGCGAGGGGGUGCUGGGGGUGCCGGGGCACCCACACCGCCACCCAGCCAGCUCCCCCGCUGCGUUCGGUACCCCCGGGCUCGCCUGUGCCCCGGCGAUGCGGGCUGAGCCCCGGGGCCGCCCGCCCGGCGGGGAUGCGCCGUGCCCGGCCGGAGCUGCGGCUGCGGUUGCGGGGCCGCCCGGCUCGGUAGCCCAGCUCCGCAGGUUGCAUCCGGACAGCACUUCACCAGCUGUUUUGUGCAUUUUCUAAUUUCGUGCAGAACAGGGCAGCGGUCAAAGAGGUAAUCUGUAGAUCCGUGGCUUUAAGGGAUAAAUUAGAGCAUUGGAUUUGAUCCGUAUUGCAGUGGAUUAGAGCAACCUCUCCCCCCUCCCCUUCUCCUCCCCCCCCCCCCCCCCUCCAAUUCACUCCCCCCUCCUCCAGCACCACCUUUUUUCUUCUCAUGCAAUACCAAAACUGACCCUGCCUGGCAGAGGGACGGUGCUGGGCGAGCAGAGCGGUGCCCACAGCGCCGGCCGCCGCGGGAGCCGGCUCUCUCUUCCAGCCUCCGCAGCCCCGCCGGGGCAUCGCCGCCGCAAGUGCCCGGAGGCAGGCGCCGGGGCCGGGGGUCUCCUCUGGGCGCCGGGAAGCGGUCGCAGCCCACGGGCUGUCCCCUUGCCCCGACCCGGCCGGGGCCGUGGGGCGGGGGCGAGAGGCCCCCGGGGGGCGUUUGCCGGAGGCAGCGGGGCCGGGACCGGCAGGAAAUGGAAGGAUGAAGUGUGCAGCCGGAGCGGUGAUGUUCCUUCUCUCCUUGCUUUCCCCUGCAGGAACGUAAUCCGCAAUGCUAGUUCUCAGGUUGCUCAAUGUUGUCGCUCCAGCCUACUUCUUGUGCAUCUCCCUAGUGACCUUCGUCCUCCAGAUCUUUCUCUUCAUCCCCAGCAUGUUCAGAGACCCUUCCACCACCCCACUUUUCUCUCCUGCUCUGCUGCAUGGGGCCCUCUUCCUCUUCCUCUCAGCUAAUGCCAUGGGCAACUACAUCCUUGUGAUCCAGAGCUCCCCCGAGGACUUGGGCAAGGGCUUAAACUUGGGCAAAGGAGCCGAAGUGGUGGCGGACUGGCUGGAUGGAAGCAGGUCCCCUGGCUCAGCCUUGCCUAGCACUCACUUCUGUAGACUGUGUGCCAGAGUCACCCAGAGGCAUGACCACCACUGUUUCUUCACAGGGAACUGCAUCGGGAGCAGGAACAUGCGAAACUUCAUCAUGUUCUGCCUCUACACCUCCCUGGCUUGCCUCGACUCCCUGGUGGCAGGCAUGGCUUACAUUUCUGUGGCACUCUCCAUGUCCUUUGCGAACCCGCUGGCCUUCCUCACUCUUCUGCCUCACUCCAUCAGCCAAUUCUUCUCAGGUCCACUCACCGCCUCCGCUGCCACCCACCUCCUGCCUCCUGCCAGCACAGACUUGCUGAGAUCUUGCCAUCCCUCCAGCACAGGAGAAUUGGGGUUAAGGCAACAGAAACCAAGAGAGGAGUUGAUGGGACAGGAUGAGGCACCUUUCUUAUGACCCUAGUCUGGGACAGAAGUCUGCAGAGAACCAGGGGAAAUUCUCUGUUCCUGCUCUUUGCAAGACCUCCACCCAAAAGCAUCUCUCUCUUUCUCCUUGUCCCCAUCCCUUACCCUUCCUUCUGCUUCUUCUCAUUUCCUCUCUCUCCCUGCCUUUCCAUAAAUCUCCACAACCCUUCCCCCUCCUGAUUCUGCUCCCAUAACUCUUCAUCUGCUCUUACAGCCUUGCCUCUUCACCUCUCAGCAUGCCCUCAAACUCUCCAGCCUCAGCCCUUCCCCGGUGCAAACCCAGGAGCUAGGUAAAACCUGAUCUCAGAGAAGAGACUGUGCAGGUAGCCUAGACUGUUCCUCUGCCCUGAAAGUGACUGCAGAAAAAUGCCGUUCCCCCACUAUGCAGCUCAUACCUUGCACACUUAGAUCAGCUUUCGUUAGACUAAAAUAGGUAUGCCAUAUAUUUUAGCUUUGCAGAUUCAGCUGAUCUCGGUAAGAAGGGACUGGAGUCUGUUUUGGCUCAUGCACCAUCACCAGAAGAGUUGAUUAUGAUCUGAGCAUGGAGUCUCCACUGCUGGGGAUACAGGAGCCAGAGAGGCCCCAGCUUGCUUUUCAGAUUCCAGGCUGGGUUUGCAGGGUUGCCAUCUGAAAACAAACAAAUAUCUCUCUACUUGGCAAAUUAGCAGAUUUGUCAUGGUAAUCACUGAGAGACAAUAAACAUGAAAUCCUGCCAUGACAUUUUUAUGGAGUCAUUUUUCCAAGCAGAAGAAUUUUUGUAAAUAAUGUUGCACAAGCUUCACUAGCAUUAAAAACACUGGGAAUGAUUUUCUGGUCUGCUCUGCUAAGCUCUGCUCAGCACAGCAGCCUGGGAGGGGGAGCAGGGAUGUGGGAGGCAAUUACCAGGGAAUUAGUUCUCUCUCUCUGACUCUGAGGGCUCAUCUACACCGAACCGGUCCUGGCUUAUGUUUGAAGAGCCACUGAAGUGCCCCAGCUCUGGUGGCAGCAACUGCAGUGCCACAGGCAGCCCGUGGGCAGUGUCUGAGUGGGACACCACUGGGCUGGGUGCAGGGCUGGGAACUGGGAGCCAAAACACCCUCAAGAGACAGCAGCUCCCACCAAACCUCCAGCUCAGAUGGGGUGAGAACUGCUGCUUCACACAGCAAUAUACGGCCACGGGGCACCCCAGUUGCUUGGGAGGAAGGACAAACUGGGUUUCUACUGGUGCAUUUAAUCUCCAGUACAGGAAAGAAAACCACAGCCUGGAAUAGUUACCUGGAAGGGUUGUCCAUCUGAUAUUUUUUAGCUAACAUAACUGUUACUUCAGGGUUGUGGUAGGAUCCAAAGAGAGCACUGUUACAUCAAGGAAAUGCUUUACCCUUCUUCUUAUCCCUCAUGUCCUCUGCACUGGAGGAGGAGUAAAGGAGCAUGAAGGGUGAAUUUCCUGGUCUUAUGUCAACUGAGUGUUCCCUGCUUUCCUGCUGGAAAAAUUUUCAGUUGGCUCAUUCUGCCCAGACUGUGCUCAGGCAUGGAUUUCAGAAUCUGACCCAGAGCCUAUAAUUUCAGUCUGUGAUUCAGCUUUUCUGGCAUAGAUAAUAUAUGGCAAUAAGCUUGAGAUCACAUCAGGUCAGUUAGAGCAGAAGUGAAUCCGAGACUAAAAUGGACUGUGGUGAUGAGGGACAAAGGAAGAGCACCUUUGUAAACACUGGCCAGACUGGAUCCACAAAAGAAAUUAUAGAAAAUGCUUUAUGUAGGUAACCUGAAGAAAAGGUUAAAAAAAACCAUAUAUGUGGAAAGCACGGCUCAGAGAUGCUUAAUAUUUGCAAAGGGAAACAAGGGUAAUUACUUUCUUGAUGUUGAAUAUGAGCAGCUCAUAGAAAUAAAGCUUACAGAUGCCUUGCAAAGGCUCUAAGGAAAAUAGCUGUCUUUCUCCAUAUCCCAUCUGAACAUCAGCUGUAGGAAAGAACAAAUGUCUGGCACACUCUGGGCCAGCAAAAGAGGGGUAGAGAAGCCCGUAUUUAGCUCUGGGCUUCCUACCUGAUAGAUUAAGUUAUUCCGACAGAAUUGGUAUGAGGAUUUGUCAUCGUCCUAAGGGGCUUGUUCCUCCCUUGCUGCAUUGCAUACAAGGCCCACUGAGCUGAAUGGGAUCUAAUGAGAAAGGAAAGAUGACAUUGCAUUUAGGAAGAAAACUGAAUGACUCCUGUGCCUUUUUCAAGUGAGGACAAUCUCUGAAAGCUUGAGGCUGUAGUCAGUGUCCUUACAAAUCAUCCUCAGAGGAGCCUGCUGGCUGAGCCCAAAGCUUGACAUGAUUGUCAUGGGUCAGCCCCGAUCUCUCACUUGCAGCACUGCCAGGUGGGGAAGCCAGGAUUCACAGAUUGCAAGAACAGAAGACACUACCUAAUCCAGCCUUCUGUAUAAGAGAAGCCAGAGAUGCUUAUCCAGCCACCCUUGUAUUGAACCUAAAACCUGAGGCUGCCACACACCUCUGCUGCCCAUGCCAUCUCUGCUCCAGCAGAAUUGCUUCUGUAGGGCCUUAGAGCAACCAGAGCUUUCACCUGCCCAAGUCUGCCCCGUGGGCUUCCAGAGGGAUGGGAGCACGUGAGAGCUUUUUCAUUCCUAAACCUCACAAGAACCAGUGAGAGGAUACCAGCUAUUUAUAUCAGUAUUGACACACAUCUAAUUUUCUUUGUGUGUCUGUGUGUAAAUAUGGGUCUUUAGUAAUACACCAAUAUACACAAAAUAUAUGUGUACACAUUCAUAUACACACACAGAGAAUAUUAUUUUAAUGGGUUUAGGUCUGCCUACACACUGAAAGGUCACUCAGUGAUACCUGCUAUUACACUAAUAUUUUCCAGAAGGAGAUCUAAAAUCAUUGUAGAGGAAAAGGUCCACAGAAUAUUUUUAUGUAAAUAGUCUCAGCGUAAAUAUACAACACAAAACAUGUUGAAUUAGGAGCUUCAGACCUACAAAGUAUUUUGAGUAUUCUAGCACAGCUUUAAAAAAGGAAUUUGGAUUGCAUUUUUGAAAUUAUCCGUUUCUUGCAUUCAUAUGAAAACUGCCUUUGCCCAGUGGUAGGAAAGUCAUUACUGAUUUAUUUUUCUUUUUUAACAUAUUAGAGAGAGAGAAAAAUCCAAAACCUUUCUGCCUAGUAUCAAUGCACACAGUAAGGCUUCUAGAAGCAUCUGCAUGCUGUAGGACCCACAUCUCUUUUCAAAAGAAACCUGGAAAACUUAGAUUCACUGACAAGCAGGUAGAUUCUUAAAUAAAUUAACCAUUCUUCAAAACAGCGCUGAAGUCUUACAGACAUGCUUCACUUCUGGCUGAAUUUGCCCCUGUAAUCUAGAUCCUCACAUUAACAGCAAAGGGAGAAGUGUAUGGGGAUCAUUAUCCCAUUUUUUUCCCCAGUGGGGUCCAUUGCAUCAGAUGCUACAACGGAACGAUU
Messenger RNA from Falco peregrinus (peregrine falcon), 5211 nucleotides. It is a transcript of the gene ZDHHC22, whose product is annotated as zinc finger DHHC-type palmitoyltransferase 22. The record is from RefSeq and is a predicted model, not a curated record. The coding region runs from base 1066 to 1782 and encodes 238 amino acids. Gene Ontology annotation, biological process: protein palmitoylation. Gene Ontology annotation, cellular component: Golgi apparatus. The transcript is spliced from 2 exons. Gene Ontology annotation, molecular function: palmitoyltransferase activity. NCBI's taxonomy places the organism in Eukaryota, Metazoa, Chordata, Aves, Falconiformes, Falconidae.